AGCAUCUUCCAAAUUUUAACGGUUUCUUCUUACUUAACUCACACAAGCUAACGAGCUCAUUAAAGGUUGUACCAUACCAUAAAGGCUGUACCAUUGAUUAAUCAAGAUUCAAGAUAUAAGACAUCGGAGCAUUAUUUAUUAACAGGAUUCAAAAUGAGUAAACUGGGAUCGCUGGCAGACGGUUCGCUGUCCUUGAUGAGCAGAAGGAAUCACUCCAGGAAGACAAGUUCUCUGUAUGUUAUUCCUGAAGGAAAACUUUCCUUGAUGAAGAAUAACGACGCACUGGGAAAGAACAUAGACUUUGGAAAGCCGGUUCUUUAUAGAAACGGCAUCCAACCUAAUCCCAUUGCGAGCCGUGACGACGGAAGGGACAAGUAUGAACUUGGCUCUUAUGGUUAUGGAAAGAGUAGCGUGAAGUUGCUUCAUGUGCACAGAGAUGGCGCUUAUCAUGAUAUCCGAGAAUACGAAGUGGACACGCAUUUGCGUUUAAAUUCGCAAAAAGAUUAUCUUGAGGGUGACAAUAGGGAUAUUAUCGCUACAGAUAGUCAGAAAAACACUGUUUAUCUACUAGCUAAGAAAUAUGGUGUAAAAUCUCCUGAGGAAUUUGGAAUUCUUCUAUGCGCCCAUUUCCUUUAUACAUAUAAGCAUGUCGAGGAGGUUAACGUGAACGUCUUAGAAUAUCCUUGGUCUAGACACGAGGUCAAUGGAGUAGCUCAUAAUCAUGCUUUUGUAUUUAGUCCUACUGCCAUUAGAUACUGUCAAGUUUCACAAUUAAGAAACGAGUCGCCAAAGAUCCGCGGCGGACUCAAGGAUCUUCGGGUUCUUAAAACCACGCAGAGUUCAUUCACUGAUUUCAUUCAGGACGAGUAUAGGACAUUGCCGGAUGCUAAUGAUAGGAUCUUUAGCACAGUCGUUACGGCUUCCUGGGACUUUUCCACAGCUUCCGGAGUAAAUUUUGAUCAGGUCUGGCAAACUGUUAAAGAUUGUAUACUCGAAAAUUUUGCUGGACCACCUGAAACUGGCAUUUACUCACCAAGCGUUCAGAAUACACUCUAUUUGGCGGAGAAAAAUGUCCUGGAUAAAGUGGAUCAGAUUUACAGCAUCGAGAUGAAGAUGCCAAACAAGCAUUAUUUCGACAUUGAUCUAACGAAAUUCCAGAAAGUCGUACAGGGUGAAAACAAAGAGGUGUACCUUCCGGUAGACAAGCCUUCCGGUAUCAUAUAUGCCCAGCUCGAUAGAAAAGUGACAACGUCAAAGUUAUGAAAUUUCUAUUUAAUAAAGUGAUCACCGAACAAUUGCCAUCUACGGAAUAUAUCCUAAGCAUCUGUAUUAUGUCACGAACCGUUAAUGGUCGUUGCGUAAUGCCGAGAUAGAUAUUAAUUACGUUUUCGUCGAUGGACUCGAAGAUUCGAGGGCUAACGCUUUCACUUUUUCACGACUCACGUGCAUUUAUUAGCGAUACUCAAUUUGUAAAUAUAUCAGUAUUUGUAUUGUAAUGUCAUGUGACGCUGUUAAAUUUCAAUGUUUUUGAUUAUUUUGAUUACUCUGAUUAUGAAAUCAUUAAUGCGUCACUACUGUUAUUUAAUAGAUUGUUAAAUAAUUUUAAAAAUCUUCCAAGGUUACUUUAAUUGGGUUGUUGUUAUGAUAAUUAUUUUAAUAAAUUGAACAAUUUUUAUUCUUUA
This is a messenger RNA of Cephus cinctus (wheat stem sawfly), 1682 nucleotides long. Its product is annotated as uricase. Gene Ontology annotation, cellular component: peroxisome. NCBI's taxonomy places the organism in Eukaryota, Metazoa, Arthropoda, Insecta, Hymenoptera, Cephidae. Gene Ontology annotation, molecular function: urate oxidase activity. The transcript has 5 exons. Bases 154 to 1263 code for a protein of 369 amino acids. Gene Ontology annotation, biological process: urate catabolic process; purine nucleobase catabolic process. The record is from RefSeq and is a predicted model, not a curated record.